UCUCUCUCUCUCUCUCUAACACAUGCUCUUUUGAAGAUUUUUUUUUUGCCACCAUUGUUGUGGUGGCUCUUAAGGUAAGAGCGAACCAACCCAUGUUUCUUCACCAACUGGGUCACCUCAAUCUCAACCAAAGUUUGCAUCUUUACCCCAUUUUCCAUCACCAAAAGAAGAAUUUCAUGAAGACAUGGAGGCAAUGAAGAAGGAAUCACUAUUUGUCAUGGCACCGAACACCACCGAGAAGAAGAACAGCUCUGUGAAAGAUGAAAUUAGAAUGGAGGAAUGGGAAAUGAGGCCCGGUGGAAUGUUGGUUCAGAAGAGCAACAACAACUCUCAUACUCUCCCAAUUGUUCCCAUGAUCACAGUCAUAGUCAAUUUUGGCUCUUCAUAUCACAAUGUCUCCAUCAGUUCCCAAGCAAGCUUUGGGGAACUGAAGAAAAUGCUGGCAGGGGAAACAGGAGUCCACCCAGAAGACCAGAAGCUGAUGUACAAGAAGAAAGAGAUGGAUUCCAAGGCGUAUUUGGAUGUUACCAAGGUGAAAAACGGAUCAAAGAUUGUCCUAAUCGAGGACAUCACCUGCAGGGAGAGGCGGAGUUUGGAGAUGCUCAAAUCGUCUAGAUUGCACAAGGCUUCCAAAUCCAUUAACCACAUCACCACCGAGGUCAACUCGCUGACUCACAAGGUGACAUCCCUUGAAGCAACGAGUUCCAAAGGUGGGAUUGUUUCUGAGAAGGAUAUAGAUGAUCUAACUGAAGCUUUGAUGACCAAGUUGGUGGAAAUGGAUGGGGUUUCGGUGGAUGGAAGCUUGAAAUUGCAGAAAACAACUCAGGAAAGGAGGGUUCAGAAGAACAUUGAGACUCUUGAUAUGUUGAAACUGGAGAUUGGCUCUUCAAGCAAUGGCAGCAAAUUGGUAGCACAAACAGCAACAAUGCAGCAGCAACAGCAGCAGAAAGUUGAGGCCAAGGCAGAGGAUGUGACAGUUGAUCAAUUGCAAGUAGUAAAGCAGUGUGAGGCAGUUGUGGUGACAACGAAAUGGGAGACUUUUGAUUAACUUAAAGACCAAAGGGAGCUGCCAGCCAGAUUACCAAAAAGCUAGGUCCAAGAUUUCAUCAGAAAGCUAGCUAAUAAGCACUUGCUUAACUGGGUUUCUUCCUUCUAGAAGAUCUAGCUAGCUGAAUCCAAGUCUCACAGAAACAUGUGGUGGAUCUUCAGAUAGCUAAUACUGCAGAUUAUUCUUUUUAGCUACAGAAGGAACAAAGGGUAAGAGAGAGAUGUCUUUCUGCCAGAUGGGUCAAAAUUUGCAAAAUUUACCAUAAAGGAAAAUGAAUUCCUCCUUGUUUUUGGUUUCUUCAUGAACUUCCAGUCUGUUUGUCAUUGUUUUGUGAUGAGAGAUUCCCAUCAUCAUCAGUGGGAGAGGUUGAACUAUUUGUGUGUAUAUAUAAAUGCAUAGAAUGUAAUACAUUAUAUCAUGUUGAAGACU
Linum tenue is the source of this 1477-nucleotide messenger RNA. The record is from the annotation of a GenBank genome assembly. Lineage: Eukaryota; Viridiplantae; Streptophyta; Magnoliopsida; Malpighiales; Linaceae.